GCAGAAUUGUUAGCUACAAAAGUCAAAAAUAUUAAAUAUAUAUUCAGAUUAAAAUCCAAUUAUAUGUUGGAUAAAACCAAGAGUUGGUACGCUACGUGAUCGUUUUAGUUAUAAUUUAAUCAUGAAAAGCGUCUCCUAAAAGUUAAACAAGGAAUUAUGAAAGAAUCAACGAUGUGUACACAUUUAUCUGGUGGACGAUUAAAUGUAGCGAUUAUUCAGGAAACUAUGAGAAAAGAGUUAUUAAAUCUCUUACAGCUAUGCGAAGGACCCAAAGUAACAAUAUGGGAUGAAUGGUUAGCUGGCCCAAUAGGCUUGGUAGCCCAAUACUCUUUGCUGAAAGAACAUGAAGUAGCUGACAUGUUUCCCCUUCGACCUGGCAGUUUACCUACAAUUUCAGUGAAACAUAUAAUAUUUAUUGCAAGACCAAAAAUAUUUCUAAUGGAUCUUGUUGCUGAUUAUAUUCUAUCACUAAGAACUAAACAAAAUGCACCUGUUGAAUUCCACCUAUUCUUUGUACCUCGUAGAAGUGAACUAUGUGAAAAGCAUUUAAAAAAUAGAGGAGUGUAUGCUAAUCUUACCAUACAAGAAUUUAUUUGUGAUAUCUUUCCAUUUGAUAGUGAUUUAAUGUCACUGGAACUGCAAAAUGAUUUCAGAGAAAAUUAUUUAGAGGGUGAUCCAACUUGUCUGUACAAUGCAGCUCAAGCACUAAGAACUAUUCAACAAAUAUAUGGUAUAGUGCCUCAUGUGUACGGAAAAGGACAAGCUGCCAAACAGGUUUGGGAUCUCUUUUGUCGACUUAAUAAAGAGGAACAAGGAUUAGGCCCAAAGGGUGCAACCACAUCGUGUAUAGAUCAGUUACUGCUGCUCGACAGAGGUAUAGACUUCACAAGUGUCAUGGCUACACAAUUGACAUAUGAAGGGCUUAUAGAUGAACUCUAUGGUAUAAAAAGCACGACAGCUACAUUUCCCGGACACAAAUUUGUGAGUGCUGACGAUACAAAUCCAGAAGUGACAGCCCGAGAGCGGAAACGUAUAAUUCUUAACAGUGGAGAGGAAUUAUUUACCGAGUUGAGGGACUGCAGUUUUACAACGGUAGGAACAGUUUUAUCAAGAAAAGCCAGAAUUAUAAAAACUCAGCUGGACGAGCGACAUAAUGACAAAUCGGUACAGGAGAUCAAGCAAUUUGUGUCACGACUUCCGCAAAUGUUGGCAAAUAAACAGUCGCUGGCAACACAUACGGCCAUUGCUGAAUAUAUCAAAGAGACAACAGAUUCAUUUGAUUUCCAUGACAAGAUCCAGUGUGAAGAGGACUUCUUGACGUGCGUGGAUAAUGAACGCAUUUGUCCGUUUAUUGAAGAUCUCAUCGCUCAGAAGGUGCCUUUGACUAAGGUUUUACGUCUAAUCUGUCUUCAAUGUGUUACCGGCUCGGGUUUGAAACCCAAAGUACUUGAGUAUUACAAAAGAGAAUUGGUCCAAGUUUAUGGACUAAAAACAUGGCUGACACUGUGUAACCUCGACAAAUGUGGGUUAUUAAAACCUCAGACUGGAUCCAGGCAGUAUUCGGUUUUGAGAAAGGCCCUACACCUGACAAUUGAAGAAUCGGAAUUGGACCCAAAAGACAAAAGUUUCUUAUCAAGCAAAUACGUUCCAUUAACUGUAAGACUGAGUGAACAUAUUGCCAAAAAUAAAGGAUGGGCCGGUAUUGUCGACGUGAUAGGAGCCCUCCCUGGACCGACCUUAGACCAACUACAAACUCUACAGCCUCGUAUGGUACGACGAAACUCCAUUUCCAGCGAAAAUUCGUCAGUUGACAACCCUAAAGUCGUCCUCGUAUUUUUUAUCGGAGGUUGCACCUUCCACGAGAUCUCGGCUCUGAGGUCAAUAAGUCAACAAGAAGAUUCCAAUGUCGAAUUUGUUAUUUUAACUACGAAACUAAUUAAUGGAAAUACUUUUAUUGAAUCCUUAAUGGAAUCUGAAUAAGACCAAAUAUUUAUAUAAAUGUUAUAUGUACUAUUUAAAUGUAUCCUCGUGUAAUUAAAACAUUUUAAAUAUCAAAA
Pieris rapae (cabbage white) is the source of this 2057-nucleotide messenger RNA. RefSeq names its product vacuolar protein sorting-associated protein 33A (gene car). Gene Ontology annotation, biological process: vesicle-mediated transport; intracellular protein transport. The transcript is spliced from 11 exons. The coding region runs from base 157 to 1980 and encodes 607 amino acids. Gene Ontology annotation, cellular component: lysosome; CORVET complex. Lineage: Eukaryota; Metazoa; Arthropoda; Insecta; Lepidoptera; Pieridae. The record is from RefSeq and is a predicted model, not a curated record.